This is a messenger RNA of Brassica napus (rape), 431 nucleotides long. RefSeq names its product defensin-like protein 90. Bases 112 to 357 code for a protein of 81 amino acids. The transcript has 2 exons. The record is from RefSeq and is a predicted model, not a curated record. NCBI's taxonomy places the organism in Eukaryota, Viridiplantae, Streptophyta, Magnoliopsida, Brassicales, Brassicaceae.
AUUCUUAGUCUUAAUAAGUACUUAUUAUAUAAGAAUUUCUUCUAACAUUUAUUUUGUACCAAACUAUUUUAUAGGCCUUAUUUUUUUCCAGCAUUUACUAAAACUAAAGUAAUGGCAACCGAGAAGUUUUCAUCUCUUCUGUUACUUUCCAUGAUGGUGUUUGCUCUCAUCAUUUUGCCCAUUGAUUCGGCCGUUCCAGGAGUUUAUUACAAAUGUAUGCCGGACGGAUGUACACUCACGCCACCAUGCGCGGCAAAAUGCGAGUCUAUGGGGUUCCAAAAUGCAGGUGAAUGUCGAAUUUAUAGUUAUGGCGGUGUUUGUUGUUGCCAAUGCACUGAUAAAGCAUGUAUAAAUUAAUACCGUGCCUAGUCCUUCUGCUUACUAAUCAGUUCUUCAAUCAAUAUGCACUCUCAUUUAUACAUGAGUAAAAA